This is a messenger RNA of Aspergillus terreus NIH2624, 1536 nucleotides long. RefSeq lists its product as uncharacterized. NCBI's taxonomy places the organism in Eukaryota, Fungi, Ascomycota, Eurotiomycetes, Eurotiales, Aspergillaceae. The transcript has 2 exons. The coding region runs from base 1 to 1536 and encodes 511 amino acids. The record is from RefSeq and is a predicted model, not a curated record.
AUGUUAAACAGCCGUCGCCUCCUAAACGGCGACAUCACCUAUUCCGCCGCCAAGGGCUGCGAGUCAAACAUCCUGCAUGAGCUGGGCUACUGGGACCAGAAGACCCGCUAUUUUAACCAUCUGUACAAGAACCGCGAGCUCGUCCAGGAGAUCGUCGUCCACCAUCUGAACCUUCCAUCCGCCGACGCGUGCACCAUCGCCGACCCUCAGGAGUGGCGCCAUGGGAGUUUCAAUCUGUGCAUUCCCAUCGACGUGCGCGGCCACGCCGCCGCCCAGCGCGUCAUGAUCCGCUUCCCGCUGCCGUACCGCGUAGGCGAGAAGACCAACCCCGGCAAUGCCGACGAAAAGAUCCGCUGCGAGGCAGGCACCUAUGCCUGGCUCCAGGAGAACUGCCCCGACAUCCCGAUCCCGGCCUUGUACGGGUUUGGCCUGUCAUCCGGCAAGAAAUUCACCGUAUGCGACAACCUCCCGUUCUUCACGCGGAUGCUCUUCUACAUCCGCCGCCGAGUCCGCCGGUGGCUCGGCCGCCCGCUCCCAUCGCGCUACGUGCCACACCCCAGCCGCAAACCCAGCCCCGACGGCGUCAGCUACCUCCUCAUGGAGUACAUCCACGGAAACAUGCUCUCCGAGUCAUGGGAAGCCGGCCGCACAGACGCCCACCGGCGCAGCAACCUGUUCCACGGGCUGUCGCGCAUCAUGCUCGCCGCGGCGCGCAUCCCACUCCCACGCAUCGGGUCCUUCACCAUCGACGAACACGGCUUCCUGCAGCUCAACAACCGCCCACUCACGUUGGAAAUUCACGACCUCGAGAACCAGAAGAUCCCCGUCGACAUCCCGCGCGAUCUCACCUACGCCACUGCGGACACUUACAUCCACGACGUCCUCGCGUUCCACGAGAACCGCCUGCGCGCACAGCCCAACGCCGUCCACGACGUCGAGGACUGUCUGUACCAGAUGUCUGCGCUGACGGCCAUGCGCACGGUCUACCCGGCCAUGUUUCGGCGGGAGCUCCGCGACGGCCCGUUCUACCUCAGCUUCACGGAUCUGCACCAGAGUAACAUCUUCGUCGAUGAGGAGUGGAAUGUGAAGUGUCUGGUUGAUCUGGAGUGGACGUGUUCGCGGCCGGUGGAGCUGAUUCAUCCGCCGUAUUGGCUAGCGAACCAGCCCAUUGAUGGGAUCGACGUGGAUGAGUAUCAAAAUGUCCAUGAGGAGUUUGUGAACGCUCUUGCGGAGGAGGAAAACAAGCGUGUCUGUGGCAUCGUCAAGGGUGAUAGACUACCCCUGCAUACAACCCUGCGACAAGGGUGGGAGCGAGGCACGUUCUGGUAUGCGCUGGCGCUGGAUAGUCCCCUGGGCCUGUUUAAACUCUUCUACGAUUACAUUCAGCCGCGCUUUGCGGAGGAGCAUCUGGACGACCCGGCUUUCUUUCGCAUUAUCAUGGCGUACUGGGAGGUCGAUGCUAUGAAGUUUGUGCAGGGCAAGGUGAAGGAUCGCGAGAAGUAUGAGAAACGACUGAGGAAGGCGUUCCAGUUAUAG